AUGAAUGAAGGCGAAUUAGAUAAAGCCUUUGCUUGCACAUACAUUCACUCAUCGUCAGGUACUCGUAAAAAGAAAUAUUCAACUGCUAAAUUCUUUGGUUUAAUGGAUAAAUCAGAUGAUUCAAUUCAAUAUGAAGCUACUACUUCCAUUGACAAAUAUCAAGCAAAGAGAAUAAAUGCAACUACAGCGUACCCAAUGAACAAAGAAAUCGUUGCUCCAAAAGGUGUUUCAAUUGCUGUUAAAGUUAUCAUUGCUAUAAUUGUUAUAUUGUUAAUAGCAGGUUUCAUUUGCCUUAUCUACUUCUUCAUCAUUCGUCCUAGAAAUAAGAAUAAUCAUUUUUCAGAUUCAGAGUCUUCUCAAAAGCGUGAUAGGAAUAUCCAGUAA
This is a messenger RNA of Trichomonas vaginalis G3, 384 nucleotides long. RefSeq lists its product as uncharacterized. Lineage: Eukaryota; Parabasalia; Trichomonadida; Trichomonadidae. The transcript has a single exon. The record is from RefSeq and is a predicted model, not a curated record. Bases 1 to 384 code for a protein of 127 amino acids.